UGACUCCUCCGAGUACGGUUGAUACUGGAUAAUGCAGGGAACGGACGAGGAUGAUUCUGGUAACCUCACCGUUAGUGACAUACCGACGUCAUUCCCUCCACAACCCUCACACAAAAUCGUUACAAAUCCGCUGCCAGCUUCGCCGGAGUAGUCAAAUCCCCACCGUCGAUCUAUGCAAUCCACGACAGACAAUGAACGGCUUCCAAAUAAGAACACGAGACAGAUCCAUCUUAUGCUUGGCUCGGCGGAAACCGGAGGCGGCGACAGUUGAGGUUGAAGAUGAUCCUCUCCAGAGCAUCCUUCGGUAUCUACUGUGGACAGCUGAAGCCGUGUACAUACUAUGGCUCUUCCUUCUUCCUUAUGCCCCCGGAGAUCCAGUUUGGGCAAUUAGUUCAGAGACGGUGAACUCUCUCUUGGGACUUUCGUUGAACUUCUUCUUUAUCUUGCCUCUCACAAACUCAGUUGGUAUUCAUGUCCUAGAAGCUCCUGUUCUUCAUCCUAUGGCUGAAGGGUUAUUCAACUUUGUAAUAGCUUGGACACUCAUGUUUGCUCCAUUGCUAUACACAGACCGAAAGAGAGAUCGAUUCAAAAGCUCUCUUGACGUCUUAUGGGGUCUCAUGAUGUUCCUCACAAACACGUUUCUGAUCCCAUACAUGGCCAUACGGCUCAAUGACGCUGACCCAGAUGAUAAACCGAGCAAAAGGUCUCAACUUGGCGAAGCCAUGACCAAAGGUGCGUCGGUAGUUGGUCUCACCGGUGCUACGGUGUGUCUGAUAUCUACAUUGUGGUCUCUCUACGGUCGAGCAGAUGGAGGUUUCGGUGGAAUAAUGGAAAGAUGGCAGUAUCUGAUUGGUUAUUUGGGAUCGGAGAGACUAGCUUACGCGUUUAUAUGGGAUAUAUGUUUGUACACAGUUUUUCAGCCAUGGUUGAUUGGAGAGAACCUGCAAAACGUGAAGAAGAGUAAAGUUGAGUUAGUGAGGUAUCUUAGGUUUGUUCCUGUUCUUGGUUUGCUUGCAUACCUUCUGUCUCUCAAUCUUGACGACUGAGGCUUUUUAUUAAUUAGUUUAAUAAUUGUUACAAAAUACACUACACAUGUUCAUAUGUAUGUAAGAAUAUUUAUUUUGGCGACGUACUUUAUCAAGUUUA
Molecule: messenger RNA, 1146 nt
Organism: Brassica oleracea var. oleracea
Lineage: Eukaryota; Viridiplantae; Streptophyta; Magnoliopsida; Brassicales; Brassicaceae
Exons: 5
Coding region: 51-1046 (331 amino acids)
Source: RefSeq, a predicted model, not a curated record